AUGUCUUUCUAUGAACGCUUUUCCAACCCCUCCCAACCAGCACCAAGUGGAGUGGGAAGAACCAACGGUGGAGGAGGUCAAGGUGGACCAUCCAAUGGAUCUGCUCCCACUGAGGGACAGAACCAAUUCGAUUCCACCGAAAUGACAACCGCCACUAAUGGUGGUGGUUCCUUACAGAAUACCGAAGCCCCUGCCCCAGCAACAGACCCCAAGGGUACAGGUAAAGGCAAGAAAAACAAGUGGGCAAAAGUCGACUUGAACGAUAUUGCACCAAUGGCAGGUCCCUCUAUUCCCGCGCAGCCAAACCUUAAGGGUGGAGGCAACUACAGGAAGGAACAAUCCUUCGGUCUCCUCGUUGAGGACAAUGUUGAAGCACCUCGUCCUCAUGAGGGCCCUCAUCGUGGUGUCAAUAUUGACGGAGAGUCACUUGGCGAGAUCGCCGAUCGCUUGAACAAGCUGGAUUUGGAGAAGGCUAGUAAGCCUUUAACGGAAUUCAGACUCUUCCCGAAACUCUCGCCCGAACUGCGCUUCAAGAGUUGGAACAUUGCAGCACGUUCCUUGUCGCCUCGAAUCCUGGAAGUUGUAUUGUAUCCGGAUUUUCCCUACCCACCAGGUGGCCAAAGAGAUAACAUUGACAUGUGCGAUCCCAAUGCCAUAUUACACGCCACUCGGGAAUCGCGUUCCGAGGCCCAACGCGUGUACGAAAAGCGAUACCUCAACAACUUUCCGGAUAAUUUCCCCUAUCACCAGAAUGACGAGCGUCCAUGGACAUACUACAACCCGUAUGUCGAUGUCAUUUUCUUUGGCGAUGGAAUAUGCAUUAUGCCGCUUGUCAGAUUUUUCCGUCAACAUUCCGAGGAAAUCUUCCCUCGGCUAGCUUUCCGAUGUGCGGAAUUCAUCGGUACUUGUAAGGAAAAAUGUACCUGGGAUACCUGGGAGUGGGGACACGGUGACGAUUACAGUGACUGCCGUCGCGGAGUCGGCAUUGGAGGCGGCGGUAUUGACAUCAUGGGUAUUCUUCACGGAAAAUAUCGGGAGAUUGCCCUAAACUUGCUGGUUCCUGGAGUUCCGAGUGUAGAGGAGGUGUUUUUCGUGGUCAAGACGGAGUGCAUGAAGUUCCCACCGGGACGGGUGCCCAGCAACUUGACCUUCCGCCCUGCCAUACACAACGGCCUGACACGAAGUCAGCAGCGGAAGAGAACUGAAUUUCAAGCUGAAGUUGACAUAGCUAGGGCCGGAGAAGGCGUUCCUGGCUGUGGUACCAAUAGAUGGAACGACCAUCCUCCAACUUUCAGCUUCGUCUCCAUGGCUCCUCCAUUAAAAGAUGGCAAGGGUAAAGACCUAAAGCACGAUGCAAUCCAUGUGCCAAGCGAGCAAUUGGGUAAAUUGACCUAUCGCAACAACGAGUUCCUUAUAGAUUUAGCUGUCAAAGCUAAUCUCGAGAUCGUACCUAGCGCGAGAGCAUACGCUGGUGAGCUGAAUCGAGAAAUCGGCUUGUACAAUGGUACUGAAGAAGGCAUUGAGCUAGCAAAGGAAGAGAUCCAAAAGCAAUUGCUUGUGGAUAUCAACGCCGAUCGUCGCGGUUCCAACCACCAAGGUGGUUCUCGUGGUCGUGGUCAAUAG
Molecule: messenger RNA, 1623 nt
Organism: Botrytis sinoallii
Lineage: Eukaryota; Fungi; Ascomycota; Leotiomycetes; Helotiales; Sclerotiniaceae
Exons: 5
Coding region: 1-1623 (540 amino acids)
Source: RefSeq, a predicted model, not a curated record